Messenger RNA from Vicugna pacos (alpaca), 636 nucleotides. It is a transcript of the gene LSM7, whose product is annotated as LSM7 homolog, U6 small nuclear RNA and mRNA degradation associated. Gene Ontology annotation, cellular component: U6 snRNP; U2-type prespliceosome; spliceosomal tri-snRNP complex. Gene Ontology annotation, biological process: nuclear-transcribed mRNA catabolic process; mRNA splicing, via spliceosome. Gene Ontology annotation, molecular function: RNA binding. The record is from RefSeq and is a predicted model, not a curated record. NCBI's taxonomy places the organism in Eukaryota, Metazoa, Chordata, Mammalia, Artiodactyla, Camelidae.
GCCGCAGCCGCCGCCAUGUCGCCGGGUCCCCGCCGCAGGCGUCGGCAGAUGUUUCCCAGCAACGCCCCGGCGCUCUCGCGGCGUCGCGCAAGCGCCGUGCGUCCGCCACGCAUGCGCGCGGGCAGGGGGCAAAGGGCACGGCGGGGGCGCCUGCGCACAGCGGCGCGGCGCGGCAAGAUGGCGGACAAAGAAAAGAAGAAGAAGGAGAGCAUCUUGGAUCUGUCCAAGUACAUAGACAAGACGAUCCGCGUGAAAUUCCAGGGAGGUCGCGAAGCCAGUGGAAUCCUGAAAGGGUUUGACCCGCUCCUCAACCUCGUGCUGGACGGCACCAUCGAGUACAUGAGAGACCCCGAUGACCAGUACAAGCUGACGGAGGACACGCGGCAGCUGGGCCUGGUGGUGUGCAGGGGCACCUCCGUGGUGCUCAUCUGCCCUCAGGACGGCAUGGAGGCCAUCCCCAACCCCUUCAUCCAGCAGCAGGACGCCUAGCACUCGGGGUGGCCGACACGCUGCUUCCCCGGACCCUGCAGGGCUGCCCUCCCACCUUACUGGCCACCCGCAGGACCGGAACUUUCCUUUUUGUAUAGAUUGUGUUUUUGUUUUCUUAAUAAAACUGCAAACCUCAAGUGUCCAGGA